AUGGGGGCCGAAGAGUCCGACGCCCGUGAUUGCAGCGCGCCGGCGGCCGCGGUGGAGUGGGAAGACCGACAGCACCCAGCCCCCCUGGCGGAGCACUUGCACCUGCGCGGGCCAACUUCCUCGGGGCAGGUGUCCUCGGGAAAGGGCUCCUCCGGGCAGGCGUCGCCUGACCCGGCGGGAGGGUCGAAGCAGCCGCGUUUGGAGAGCCCGACCAGCGUCCCUACAUCUGGGAACCCUAAAUCUGGCCGCCCUACAUCUGGUAGUACAGCUUCCGUGGGCGGAACCUCCGGGGAUGAGUUGCCUCGCAAAGGGCACUUAUGGUUCGGCCGGGUGGACUGCGAGUCGGUGCAGCCGGACACGAGUCGGCCGUUGGUGCAGGUGGCGCCCAUGCUUCACUUGAUGGACCGGCAUUUCCGGAUGUUUCUUCGGCAGUUGUCGACACGCGCCCAACUGUGGUCGGAGAUGGUCGUGGACUCCACGAUUUUGCACGCAGAGGACCUUGAGCAGCACCUAGGCUUCGACGCUCGCGAGCAUCCGAUCGUGUGCCAGCUCGGCGGGAACGACCCCGCCAGCUUGGCCGCCGCGGCGCAGGUCGUCCGUCGUUGGAACUAUGAUGCCGUCAAUCUCAAUGUAGGCUGCCCCAGUCACCGCGUCGUCGCCAAGGGCUGUUUCGGCGCCGUUCUCAUGAAGACGCCCCACCUCGUUUCAAACAUUGCCCAAGCCAUGAUCCGGGGCCUCCAAGCCGAGGGCGCGGAAGCGGAGAAAGCUCCCGUGCGGCCAUGCCCGGUGUCUAUAAAGACGCGCAUUGGACUCGAUGGCUCCAUCGGCGGCGAGUGGUUGGAGCGGAACAUUGCGCUUUUCGGCGCGUCGGGCUGUCGUGACUUCGUUAUCCACGCGCGCGAAGCCAAGUGCGGCCUCUCGCCUGCCAAAAAUCGAUCGAUACCACCCCUAAACUUCGACGAGGUCUUUGAACUGGAACGCAAGUUCGGCAGCCCGGAAGGGUAUUGUGGCUACGGGGCCGACGCGAUCGGCGCCAACUCAGUCGGUGAGCACCCACUCGGUGGUGCGGAGGGGGCCGCGUUUCGGCCUUACCGGUUUAGCAUCAACGGCGGGGUGCAGACGUUGGACGAGGUUUGGGCUCUGUUACACGUGCCCUCAUAUCAUGACAGCAGCCGUUCGGCGCUGGACGGCGUGAUGAUGGGACGCGCCUGCGCUGACAACCCUGUGGUGCUGGCAGAUGUGGACCGGCGAAUAUAUGGGGACCGCAACCCAGAGACGGCGUAUUCUCGUCGCAGCGUCGUGGAGGGAUACAUCCAGUACCUGGACACCGGAACGAGGAUGGGUCGUGCUCCAGAGGAGGAGGUUACGCUUGAACACUCUUUCCGCUACCUCCGACCCAUCUCCGGCCUAUUUCAUUCCACUCGUGCGAGCAAGUGCUGUCGCCAGCUCAUCGACAAAAUCGCGCGCUCAGACCUCGAGAAACCACAAAUCAAACUCGCCCGUUUCCUCAAUGAACUAGACAACAAGUUUCCCGAACUUCUCGUCGCACCCCUCGUCCCCGAGGAGGCCCGCGCUGACCAAUAA
Messenger RNA from Gregarina niphandrodes, 1584 nucleotides. Its product is annotated as tRNA-dihydrouridine synthase. Bases 1 to 1584 code for a protein of 527 amino acids. Gene Ontology annotation, molecular function: tRNA dihydrouridine synthase activity; flavin adenine dinucleotide binding. The record is from RefSeq and is a predicted model, not a curated record. Gene Ontology annotation, biological process: tRNA dihydrouridine synthesis. NCBI's taxonomy places the organism in Eukaryota, Apicomplexa, Conoidasida, Eugregarinorida, Gregarinidae. The transcript has a single exon.